Messenger RNA from Oryza sativa Japonica Group (Japanese rice), 3180 nucleotides. Lineage: Eukaryota; Viridiplantae; Streptophyta; Magnoliopsida; Poales; Poaceae. The record is from RefSeq and is a predicted model, not a curated record.
CCACCGAUCCCCACCACCACCACCACCCCGACGGCUCGACCCUACGACCGUGGCCGCAGUCUGCAGCGAGCUCCGGCGCCCUCCCUCCCCUAGGUAUCCCCGUCGAUCGGCGGCCGCCUCCCCCGGCUACGAUCGCCGCCGCUCCGACGACCACCGGCGUGGUCCGGCGACCAACUCCGGCAUCCCUUCGGCAAAUGUGGUGAUGGACCGACCACAAGAUCCUUUCAACUCACGAGGUAUCAUGACAUGUACUCCACCUUCCAGGGAUUGCAGUUCCCCCUGCAGUCAAGAUGAGGAACAUGGCUGGAAACAACAGUCCAUGGAUAGACCCUCUGCCACCACCGAUGAAUGCGCGCAAUGGGCUGGCAAAUGCCAGCCUCUUCUCCACCUCUUUGCCAGUCCUUCCUCAUGAAAAAAUCAACUUUCUUGAUUCUGCACGUGGCACCCCAUUGAUGGAUGAUGCUUCUGCAAAACUAAAAGAGCUCGAUGAUGACCCUGAAGGGAAGGACUACAAGUUUGACUUUGAUCUCCGCCAAAUCGAUGAUUUAUUGCCUAAUGAAGAUGAUCUUUUCGCGGGUAUCACAAAUGAGAUUGAGCCUGCUGGGCAGACAAAUUCUAUGGAAGAACUGGAGGAAUUUGAUGUAUUUGGCAGUGGAGGGGGCAUGGAGCUGGACACAGACCCUGUGGAGAGCAUCACAGCUGGUUUGGGGAAUACAAGUAUAGCUGAUGGGCUUAGAGGCAAUGGGGUCAACCAUUUUGGUCCGUCAAAUAGUGCCAGCACUGUGGCCGGGGAGCAUCCAUACGGGGAGCACCCUUCUAGAACAUUGUUUGUGAGGAACAUCAAUAGCAAUGUUGACGACACAGAAUUGCGCUCACUUUUUGAGCAAUAUGGGGAUAUCCGAACACUUUAUACUGCAACGAAACAUAGAGGUUUUGUGAUGAUAUCUUAUUUUGAUAUCCGAGCUGCACGUGGUGCGAUGCGUGGAUUGCAGAACAAGCCUCUGAGGAGGAGAAAGUUGGACAUUCAUUUCUCCAUCCCGAAGGAGAAUCCAUCAGAUAAAGAUUUAAACCAGGGAACUCUGGUUAUUUUUAACUUGGAUCCCUCAGUUUCCAAUGAAGAAGUUCGCCAGAUUUUUGGAACAUAUGGGGAAGUAAAGGAGAUAAGAGAGACACCAAAUAAAAAGCAUCAUAAGUUUAUUGAGUUCUAUGAUGUAAGAGCAGCAGAAGCUGCUCUUCGGUCACUGAAUAAAAGCGAGAUAGCUGGAAAACGCAUAAAGUUGGAACCAAGUCGUCCUGGUGGAACGCGCAGAAACUUGAUGCAGCAGCUUGGUCAUGAUAUAGACCAGGAUGAACCCAGAAGCUACAGGAUUCCUCAUGUUGGUUCACCUAUUGCCAGCUCUCCUCCAGGGGCAUGGGCUCAAUACAGUAGUCCAACUGAUAACAAUUUGUUGCAAGCAUUCAAUGCGUCACCAACUGGAAAUGGCAUGAGUCCUAUUGGGAUGCCUCCUUCCUUGAUAUCGAAUGCUGUGAAGAUUGCUCCAAUCGGGAAGGAUAGCAACUGGUCUAAAUAUGACAAAGUAUUCUCAAACAACAACCAGCCCCACGGUGCUGCAUUUCAGCAUUCCCAUUCAUACCAAGAUCACAAAAGUGAACAUAUGAGUUCAAGUCCUGGGACUUUAACAGGGCCUGAGUUUCUAUGGGGUAGUCCAAAGCCUUAUUCUGAACAUGCUCAAUCCCCUAUUUGGCGUCCACCAGCAAUUGGUCAUGCAAUACCAUCUAAUACCCGUUCUCAGGGGCAGGGAUUAUUGUAUGGUGGCCGUCAGGCUUCACUUUUUGGGUCUCAAGAUCAGCUUCAUCAUCAUCAUGUUGGCUCUGCCCCUUCAGGUGCUCCAUUUGAGAGCCACUUUGGAUUUUUACCUGAAUCACCAGAGACGUCUUAUAUGAAUCAAGUCAGGUUUGGGAACAUUGGGAAUAUUGGUAGUGGCCGAAACGGAACUGGCCUCAUGCUGAACAUGGCUGCUCGUGCUUCUGUAAACCCUGUUUCUGCUUUGAGUGGAAACAUGUCAGACAAUAACUCUAGUAGCUUUAGACCAAUACUAUCACCUAGAUUGGGACAAUCAUUUUACGGGAAUCCCACAUAUCAAGGGCCUGGUUCUUUUGGACUUGACAAUUCCAUCGAACGUGGUCGUAACCGCCGAGUUGACAGCAGUGUGUUUCAAGCUGAUAGCAAGAAGCAAUACCAGCUUGAUUUGGAGAAGAUCCGUAAAGGCGAUGAUACUCGAACUACAUUGAUGAUUAAAAAUAUUCCGAACAAGUACACUUCUAAGAUGCUGCUGGCUGCAAUUGAUGAGUUUCAUAAAGGAACCUAUGACUUUUUCUACCUGCCAAUUGAUUUCAAGAACAAAUGCAAUGUUGGCUACGCGUUCAUUAACAUGAUAUCACCUGUGCACAUUGUAUCGUUCUACCAGGCGUUCAAUGGCAAGAAAUGGGAAAAAUUCAACAGUGAGAAAGUAGCCUCCUUGGCCUACGCUAGGAUCCAGGGAAGGACUGCACUCAUUUCACAUUUCCAGAAUUCAAGUUUAAUGAACGAGGAUAAGAGAUGCCGCCCCAUUCUUUUUCAUUCUAAUGGGCCAGAUGCUGGAAAUCAGGAACCAUUUCCCAUCAACGGCAUAUGUAUCCAUAUGCCACUGGAAGAUGGAGCAAUUGCAACAGGGGAUCCCUUUGGAAAUGAAGAGGACAACAAUCAGAACGAGAGGACAGCAGGAGAAGAGUUAUGACCAUUGCUUUGGAGUCGCCGAUAAAUCUUAACUGCCUAGAGAAGAGUUUUCCUUCCCAAAGUGUAUAGAAGUGAGAAAGAUUGGUUAGCUGCGAAAGUUUGUGGUGUGGCAUGGCGCAUCUACUAGUUUUUUUUGUGGCAAACGAUGUCGCCCCCUGAAGAACAAAAAAGUGACUUGGAGUUGAGAGUUGGGAGUCUGCUAGGUCUCUCUCUCCAUGUCUUCCUUUCAAGUUUCAACCCCCUCUGUACAGAUAGAUGUCGGGAGUUGAUAAUUGGUCGCAUUUGAUUUGGUGUAAAAAGAGAGUGGUACCGGUCAAACUGUACAGUUUUAAACAUUUUAAUCCUCUAUGUUUUAGGAGACUUGUUAACUCUAUGUUUUAUCCUGUGUGAACUGAGACUCCAAA